ACAGUCUGGGUCAGGACAGGACCUCUUCAGUAUUCUUGCAGUGCCUUGGUGUGUGUAUGAGACAGAAGACUGAUAACUCAUCUCAGAGUCAUAAGAUUUUCAAGGCAGUGCUCAAGUAGCGAUUUCGUGAGUGAAAUACUUGGCAACCGUUACGAAAGAUGGGGGACGUGCAGCUGGUGACAACGACUCGAAUCUCCAAGACCAGUCUGAGUCUGGGAAGAGGCUCCCCCAGCAGCGACCCGCCAGCCUUCACCCUCCCGCCCCGCAAUGCACGCGUCAGCCUGGGGGGUACUGCUCGGCUGGAUGGAAAGGUGCGAGGGAGCCCAGAGCCUCAGGUUUGCUGGUACAGGAAUGGGCAGGCCGUUUUAGCAGGAGACCGCCUCUCCAUGGAGCAGAGCAGCCGCGGCACCUUCAGCCUAGUGGUGCAGAAUGUUCAGGAAGAUGACGCUGGGCGCUACACAUGCGAGGCCGCCAAUGAUGCCGGAAGCCGCCAGGUUACCGUGGAGAUCAUCGUAGAAGGUAAUGCAGGAAAGAAAUAUGGCCUCCCCACAACUAGUAGAACAUCAGGGGGUCGCUUCAGUGCUCCUGCAGCGGAGAACCGGCCCAGCAUCUGGGGGGAGAGCCCCCCCAAGUUUGUGACCAAACCUUCACGCCUGUUCCUGCGGGUGGGACAGAGCGGCAAGUUCUCAGCCAAGAUCACCGGGCGUCCUCAACCACAGGUGGCGUGGCUUAAGGGAGAUGAGGAGAUCCUAGCCUCCAGUCACUUCAGCGUGUUCGAGAGGUCCGGAAUACACUUCCUGGAGAUCCGUGACGCCUGCGCAGAGGAUGCAGGAGCGUACACUUGCUCCGUCUCCAACAGUGCGGGGAAGGCCAUGGCUUCGGCAGAACUUAAUAUUCAAGGUUCAGGCACCGACUCAAGCACAAACCGGGGGGCUCCUGGAGUCAGCCCGGUCCCAAAAACAGCAGACGCCCCCUCAGACAGCCAUGCCAGCAAUGGCCUACCAGGUGACCAGCAGACCAGCAGAACUCAGACAGAGACUCCAGAGCGUAGGGAUAUCCACAGUACUGUCACUGUCACCAAAGACACCAAAGAGGCCACAGGGACAAGGACAGAUGGGAGGAGGAACGCCGCGGCAUCGUCCCCAAAACCCUCAUCCGUCGACCCCAGAGAAGAGGGCACCAGGAGGGUAGAUUCUCAGCUUAAAACCUCCACAGCCGACCCUGCCUCCAGCUCCAGUUCCACACAGUCAGUGAAACCCCAGCAGCAGCAGCAGACGGGGGUUGGGGCGGAUACACGGGCAUCCAGAGGCUCAGGGAGGGUGGGUAGGGGUGCAGGGGAGCUCUCCAGCCCUGGCAGAGCGUCUGGAGCCUCGCUCCCCUCUGAGCCCAGCAGAGAGGCCCUCAGGCUGAGCAGAGGGAGCCGGGCAGACCCACCGGUGGGAGCGGCUCCCAGAUUUGAGCUCCCGCCUCAGAGCCAAGACGCCCUGGAGGGUACCAAAGUAAUUUUCAAAUGCCAAGUGUCAGGCUCCCCGUUGCCCACUGUGAGCUGGCUGAAAGAUGGCCUCCCCGUCAGGUCUCGAGUUGGCCUGAGCCUGCAGCAGGAGGCCGACCAGCACCUGCUCUGCGUCGACAGGGUGCAGAGGAGCGACGCGGGCCAGUACGGCUGCACCGCCACCAACAGCCGAGGAAAUGUGUCCGCCACCUGGACACUGCACGUAAAAAGUCCCCGUCCAGAGGGUAAAGCACCAGUGUUCAGCAGCGUGAUGACGGGCUGCUCUGUAACCGCCGGUCAGGACUUCACCCUGCAGUGCUCAGUGGAGGGCAGACCAGUGCCCACCAUCACAUGGCUGCUGGACGAUAAACCAUGCCAGCACGCUCAGCCUGUGUUUGAGCGGGGCCUGGCACAGCUCUUGGUGCAGGGGACGCUGCCAGACGACUCUGGCUCCUACUCGUGUGUGGCAGAGAAUGGGCACGGGCGAGCCGAGUGUUCUGCCAUAGUUCUCGUGAAAGUUUCAGAGAAGCCAAGCGUCAAAAAGACUAAAGCUACUCCUGCAGUUGACCCGGGCAGACCCUAUGCCCCGGUGUUCCUGAGAGGCCUGGAGGACCUGAAGGUGAUGGAUGGCAGCCAGGUUACCAUGACAGUGGAGGUGGCAGGCAACCCUCCACCAGAGGUGGUGUGGCUUCACAAUGGGAAGGAAAUCCAGGAGUCGGAGGACUUCCAUUUCGAACAGAACGGGAAUGAGUGCACUCUGUUCAUCCAGGAAGUGUUCCCUGAAGACACAGGGAAAUACACCUGUGAGGUCUGGAAUGAGGUGGGAGAAGCACGCUCUGAGGCUUCCCUCACUGUGCAAGAGCCUCAGGAUGGUGUGCAGCCCUGGUUCAUCACCAAGCCCAAGUCCGCCAGCGCCUGCCCGGGUCAGCACAUCCUCCUGUCUUGCGCCAUCGCAGGGGACCCCUUCCCUGAGUACUUGUGGAUGAAGGACGGCCAGGAGGUGUCGUCAGGGGUGGAGUUUGACAUUCUUCAGAAGGAGGAUGUGGUAUCCCUGCUCAUAAGGAGAGUUAGGUUUCAUCAUGCAGGAGACUAUGAGAUCCGCCUGAGGAAUAAAGUGGGAGAUUGCAGUUGUGUUGCCACCCUGUUGGUCACCGAGGGAAGCUCCCUGGGAGAGACUCAGAGAGCGUAUGAGGAGGGUGGUGGGUCUGUGGGAGGAGUGGACAGGACAUUGCAAGCCAGGGGAGGAGGUGCGAGUGAGGGACACAGCAGCAGCACACCGCAGCAGUGGAAGCAACAGCAGCAGCAGCAACAGCAGCAGCAGCAGGAGGAGCAGGAGGAGGAGCAGGAGGACGCCAGCGGAGCGCAGGUAGUCCUGAAGAGGCGCGUGGAGACCAGGGAGCACCGCGAGGACCAGAUCCGCCAGCAGGAGCCGCAGCAGCUGGAUUUCCGCACUGUGCUGGGCCGCAAGGUCUCCACCAAGAGCGUGUCCGAGGAGGACCUGAAAGAGAUCACUGCGGAGCAAAUGGACUUCAGGGGCACCCUGAAAGGUCAGGUGCAGCCCAAGACCCUGUCGGAGGACGAGCGCAAGGGAAAGGCCCCGCAGCAGGUCGACUUCAGGUCGGUACUGGGAAAGAAGGUCGGGCCUGCUGCUCCCCCAAAACCCCUGGAGAAAGGGGAAGCCGCCACCCCGGGAAAGAACCUCACGAUCGUCACAGAGAAGAACGGUGAGAGCCCGGCGCCCAACUGCGUGGACGAAGGAGGGAUUAUGGCGAAGGCGCCUGUGUUUAUGCAGAAACUGAGCGACGUGACCGUGCUGGAUGGCCAGCGCCUGCGUCUGGAGUGCCAGGUCAGCAGCAACCCUGUGGCCACUAUCACUUGGAUUUUGGAGGGGAAGGCUAUCAAGCCAUCCAAAUUCAUUGUUUUGGCCAACGAGGGAGGACGCUGCUCCCUGACCAUUGCCAAGGCCCUGCCGGAGGAUGAGGGCCAGUACACAUGCCGGGCGGAGAACGCGGGCGGGAAGACAGAGUUCUCCUGCAUGGUGCUGGUGGAUGAUCCUUCAAACAAAGACGCCUCGCCAGCUAACAAGAAGACCAAAAAGCCCUCCACUCCUACCACAGAGAAUGAAGCCAGAAUAAAGAAGCCCACUCCAAAACCAGGCUCUAAACAAGGCCACCCUCAGAUCCUGCAGUUCCCCGAUGACAUGAAGAUCCUGGCCGGGAAGCCGGUGGAUAUUCUCUGCAAGUUCAUUGGAGUCCAGCCCAUGACCUGCAGCUGGCUGAAGUUCCGCAAGCCGAUUGGCAAGGCAGAUGUACUCAUUGAGACCACAGAGUCGACCAGUAGACUGACCAUCCCAGAAAGUCAGGAGGAGGACUGUGGAUGCUACACGGUCGAGGUCAGAAACAGCUGUGGCAUGAGACAGGCUGCGCUCAACCUCACAAUUGUUGACAAACCAGACCCCCCUGCUCGUGUCCCCACCAUCUCGGAAAUUGCCAAGACCACCCUCACCCUGCAGUGGCGUGGCCCGUCCUACGAUGGUGGCAGCGCCGUCCAGUCCUACAACCUGGAGAUCUGGGAUUCUGUGAGCAAGCAGUGGAAGGACCUGGCUUCCUGUGCCAACACCUACUAUUAUGUCAAGAACCUCUCAGCAGACAGGGAGUACAAGUUCCGUGUGCGGGCCAUCAACAUCUAUGGAACCGGGGAUCCCAGUGCCGAAUCGAUCGCAGUUACGGUGGGAGUGGAGGAAGAGGAGCCAGAGGAGGAGCCUGAGGUAUCUGAUGAUGAAAAUGAGAAAGAGCCAGAUUAUAAAACGGUGUCCAUCAAAACUGAUGUGAACGUCAAAGACAUCUACAACGUAGAGGAUAGGCUAGGAGCGGGAAAAUUUGGAACAGUAUUCAAACUCAUUGAGAAAUCCAAUAAGAAGGUCUGGGCCGGAAAGUUUAUCAAAGUUUACUCCGAAAAAGAGAAAAAAGAAGUGAGAGCUGAAAUCGGCAUCAUGAACGACCUUCACCACCCCAAGCUGGCCCAGUUGGUUGAUGCAUUUGAGUGCGACUCAAACAUGAUCAUGGUUUUGGAAAUGAUUUCUGGAGGAGAGCUGUUUGAGCGAAUCAUCGAUGAGGACUUUGAGCUGUCAGAGAGGGAGGUGAUCAAGUACAUGCUGCAGAUAGUGGCCGGUGUCAACCACAUACACAAGCAGGGCAUUGUCCACCUCGACCUCAAGCCAGAGAACAUCAUGUGUGUCAACAAGACAGGCAGCAAGAUCAAGCUCAUUGACUUUGGCCUGGCUCGUAGACUAGCAAAUGCCGGAGUGGUCAAAGUUCUGUUCGGAACCCCUGAGUUUGUGGCUCCAGAGGUGAUCAACUAUGAGCCUAUUGGUUAUCCCACAGACUUGUGGAGCAUCGGCGUCAUCUGCUACAUCCUAGUUAGUGGGCUCUCUCCAUUCAUGGGGGAUAAUGAUGGUGAGACGCUGGCUAAUGUCACCUCGGCCACCUGGGAUUUUGAAGACGAGGCCUUCGAUGACAUUUCAGAUGUGGCCAAGGACUUCAUCAGCAGCCUUCUGAAGAAGGACAAGAAUGCCCGUCUGACGUGCGAUCAGUGCCUGGAACACCCAUGGCUGAAACAGGACACCAAAACUAUGGAGGCCAAGAAACUAUCCAAAGACAGAAUGAAAAAGUACAUCUUGAGGAGAAAAUGGCAGAAAACGGGCCAUGCAUUGCGGGCCAUUGGCCGACUGUCCAACAUGGCAAUGAUGGCUGGCGUCCAUGCCAAGAAAGGCUCCGCCACAGAAGAGGACAACGCGGUCCCGGAAGCCGCAGAUGACAGGACGCCUGUGAAGCCCAGCUUUAGCUCUGUCAUAAAGGACGUGGAGGUGGUGGAAGGCAGUGCCGCCCGCUUUGAAUGCAAAAUCGACGGCUUCCCCGAUCCGGAGGUGGUGUGGUACAAGGACGAGCAGCCGAUCAAAGAGACCCGACACCACCAGAUUGACUACGACGAGGACGGCAACUGCAUCCUGGUUAUCUCCGAGGUGUCAGGUGACGACGACGCCAAAUACACCUGCAAGGCCGUGAACAGCCUGGGGGAGGCGACGUGCGUCGCCGAACUCAUAGUGGAGGUUAUGGGGGGAGGAGAGGAGGAAGAGGAGGAAGAAGAAGAAGAAGAGGAGGAAUAAUCGGUACAAGAUUUACGUAAAGAAAGACACGGAAGACCUUGCCUCAUUUAACACUACUUUUGUUUACUAGUUGCUUUUGGUAAGGCACUCACUCUCUGGGAAAAGACUGUGGAUUUAUUGAAGAUGGGCUUUGAUCACUCUUGUGACGUUUUGUGCACUUUCAGUUCUUUCUUUUUACGGUUGGUUUUUGUUCUCUCUUUCCAUUUUCUCUUCUGCAUUUGCCCAACAUUAACAAGCAGAUAUCAGAUAUUCAUAUUUAUAACUUAACCAUGAAAUUAUCCACAUUCCAGCUGGUAUGUUUAACCAAUUAUUUAAAGGUUAUCUGUGACUUUUCAUUGAGUUUUCACCCAACCAAACAAGCCUUAAUCACAAGUGUGUUCGUGUGUUGUGUUGUCAACACUGAAGUAUUGGACAUUUGGCAGGUCUUGCCUAAGAGGUUUUCCUUUAGAGCAUCUUUAGCACAAUUAUUCAAUGGUAUUAUUUGUGCAUCGGUUUGGAGAUGUUUUCUUAGGCACUUACCAGUUUCACUACUUUUCCAGUUUCACUACUUUCACUAAAUGGUGCAGUAACAUAGCUAGACCCAUGUUUUCUAUUAGAUUUAUGUAGAUUGUAUUUCCCUAAUUUUUAUAAAAUGUACCAGUUUGACAAAGUUCAGAUUACAGUGUAAUGAGAACUCUACAGUUGUAGUUACUCACUGUUAUAGAAUAAAUUUUAUCACAAAAAUA
Messenger RNA from Clupea harengus (Atlantic herring), 6382 nucleotides. RefSeq names its product myosin, light chain kinase a (gene mylka). Gene Ontology annotation, biological process: protein phosphorylation. NCBI's taxonomy places the organism in Eukaryota, Metazoa, Chordata, Actinopteri, Clupeiformes, Clupeidae. Gene Ontology annotation, molecular function: protein kinase activity; ATP binding; protein binding. The record is from RefSeq and is a predicted model, not a curated record.